UCUGCCGGAGACUCCCGUGGCCUCCAUGUGACGUCCCAGGCGACCCGCCCUGCGUGCUCGGGAUGCCGGACUGCCGCUCCUGCCCGAAGACAGACCCCCUGCUCUAGAUGCUGGCUGCCGGCGAGGACGCAGGCUCCUCCUGGAGGCCAGGCAGCUCCCCGCGUCCCUGGAGUGAAGACCCCCUCAAGACCCCACUGAAACGCCCGCUGUGCGAGAUGCCCAGUGUUACGCGGCUGGCCGCCACCUGAGCCCAUGUGCCCCCCUCCGCAUCCUCCUGGACCUCGUGCCACCUGGAAGCCCCUCCUGCCCUCGGCCCCCGGCCUGUGUGUGAGUGCGAGAUGUCGCUGCUGCGCGCGCUGGGCCCCGUGCAGACCUGGCUGGGGCAGGAGCUGGAGAAGUGCGGCAUCGAUGCCUUGGUUUACAGCCGGUACGUCCUCAGCCUGCUGCUCCACGACAGCUGCGACUACGACCUGCAGGAACAGGAGAAUGACAUCUUCCUGGGCUGGGAGAAAGGAGCCUACAGGAAGUGGGGCAAGAGUAAGAAGUGUUCAGACCUCACUCUGGAGGAAAUGAAGAAGCAGGCUGCUGUCCGGUGUCUGCGAUCGGCCUCAGAUGAGAGCUCGGGCAUCGAGACGCUGGUGGAGGAGCUGUGUUCCAGGCUGAAGGACCUGCAGAGCGAGCAAGAAGAGAAGACACACAAGAAGUCAGAUGGGUCUCCGUCUCCUGAGGCAGAGCUGUCCCCUACGGCAAAGGAUCAGGUGGAGAUGUACUACGAGGCAUUUCCCCCGCUCUCCAAGAAGCCAGUGUACCUGCAGGAGAUCAUGACGGUGUGGAACAAGUCCCAAGUCUGCUCCUACUCCAGCUCUUCCUCGUCUACAGCCCCGCCGGCCAGCACAGAUACAUCCUCUCCCAAGGACGGCCACAGUGAAGGCGAGCCCGCCUGGGAAAGGGGCCGGGGACCUCUGUCCAGCUCGAAGGAAGCAGCCCCGGUCCAGAGCCACAGUGAGAAGGGGAGCGAGCGGAGCCGUGGCCCACCGCCUCAGGAGCCCUCACCUUACAGGAAGCAGGCCCGGCCCAGGCCCGAGGGAAAGGCCCGCCCCCGCUCCUGGUCCUCUGGCUCAAGUGAGGCGGGCUCUAGCUCCAGUGGCACCCAGGGGGAGCCGAGGGCACCCGCCAGGGGCGUGAGAGCGAGGCACCGGGCGAGGGAGGUGCGGAACAAGAAGGGGCGGGGUGGACAGAGUCGGAUCCUGGCCAAGGGCAGCCAGAAGACGGAGAGGGGCAUCCGCACCGGGAGCAGUAGCAGCAGCAGUGGGGGCGGCUCCAAGCAACUGUUCAGACGGGGGGGACGAAGGCCACCCCGGGAGCCGGCCAGGAGGGAAGCCGGCGGCCCCGACGGAAAGGAGGUGUGCGUGGAGAGCAGGAGCGCCCGGGAGUACAAGGAGGAGCCGCUGUGGUACACGGAGCCCCUUGCUGAGUACUUCACACCCUCCAGCAGGAGGAGCAAACUGGAGACCACGUAUCGCCGCCGGCCAGAGCCCUGCCCUCGGGGGCUUGACGCCGCCACUGGCGGGGAGCUGGUGGACACCGUGCAUGGCCUGUGUGUUAGCAGUCCCCACAAGACAUACCUCUCAGCUGGUACCUUCAUCGAUGGCCAUUUUGUUGAAAUGCCCGCCGACAUCACCAGCGAGGCUGCUGGCCUCCCCGGGACCCCAUUCUGUUCUCCGCGGGAGGACGCUCACUACCUGGAUGACAUUCAUCUGUCGGAAUUCACACACUUCUACGAAGUGGACAUUGACCAAUCCAUGUUGGAUCCUGGUGCCUCAGAAGCAACGCAAGGAGAGAGUCGGAUCUUGAAUAUGAUUCGACAGAAAGACGCCGAGAGGACGGACUUGGAGGCCGACUGUUGCAUAGUGUUAGACGAGGUGGAGUGGCAAGGGGAGCGUGCAAUAUGGACAGAGCCUGCCAAUGCGGGGGGCACGGAGGGCCUGCACCUGCGGGGGUGCCCUGAGGACCUGGCUGUGUUCUGGGGCUGCUGCUCUUCCAGCUCUGGUGACGCCGAGAGCUUCGGGGGCGACUCCCCUGUCCAGCUCUCUCCGCUCUCGGACAGCACGCUGCUCAGCUCACAUGCGCUGGCUGGCAAUCAGGAGCUCUUCCCAGAGGUCAGCGAUGGACCCGCUCUCCGCUCGUGUUUCUCAGUGUUUGAAGUGCAAUGCGGUGACUCUGGUCUACCCUUUUCUUUCGAAACACUCAGCUUGGGAAGUGAACACACGGAUUCUAGUGCCCCCGUGCUUGGGAAGACACAAUCGCGAUUGCUCAUAUGGACCAAAAAUAGUGCCUUUGAUGAAAACGACCACUGUUCCAGCCUUUCCACAAGGACAUGCAGCCCCUGGUCCCACUCAGAAGAGACACGCUCGGACAAUGAGGCGCUCAGCAGCAUCCUGUGUGAGGAGCCCGCACCAUUCAGCACAGAGGACGUAUGUUAUGGGGUCCCUAGAGUCCCCUCGAAUUAUGUAGAUGAAGAACUUCUCGACUUUUUGCAAGAUGAAACUUACCAGCAGACUAGUAGAAGUUUGGGAGAACUCCCGGCAUUAGUUUUCAAAAAGAAGUCUAAACUGGAGUCCGUCUGUGGGAUUCCCCUCGAAGAGAAACCGCAAAGCAGAGACGGUGGGCCCACACAGGGGUGUGGGGGAGGCAGCCCUCCCGGGGACCGCUACCACUCAGGGGUCAUGAAGGGCAUCUGGACACACGUGGCGGAUGGGAGCCCGGCAGGCGGGAUGGACGGGGAGCCCUUCCCUGCAGACGUGAGCGGCUACUGCUCCUGCCUGGAGGCUAGAGCUAAGGCUGACGGUCGCCAGGAGCCCAGCAGGGCCGUGCAGAGGUCAGAGUACCGCCUGUGGGACGGCCAGAAGGGGGGCCUGCAGAAGCAUGCCUUUGCCCCCAGCGUGCCAGCAGAGGUGGACGGGGGCGACUACACCACGCCCUCGCGGCCCUGGGAGGAGGCCCAGGAGAGGGGGAGCACAUUCAUCUUGGGGGGUGUCUAUGGGGAGCUCCAGACCUUCAGUGAGGGGGAGUGGGCUGUGGUGCCGCCCAGCCCCUCGAGGGGCAGCCUGCUGCAGUGUGCUGCCUCCGAUGUGGUGACCAUCGCGGGCACCGACGUCUUCAUGACCCCUGGGAACAGUUUCGCCCCUGGCCACCGGCAGCUGUGGCGGCCCCUGGUGUCCUUUGAGCAGAGGGAGCCGCCCAGGAGUGGGGAGGGCGGUUGGAAUAAGGGGUUCUCUUUUAUCUUCCACGAAGACUUGCUGGGUGCAUGUGGCAACCUCCAGGUUGAAGAGCCUGGGCUCCAGUAUCCGUUCUCCUCCCUGGACCUGGGCAGCCCCCUCUCCCAGGUCCUCCAUGUUGAGUGCUCCUUCGAGCCUGACGGCAUCGCCCCCUUCAGCCCCAGCUUCAAGCCCAAGGCCAUCCUCUGCUCCGAAUCGGAUGGCGAGGUGUUCCACCCCAGGACGGGUGGUGCUGGCCGGACCCAGUACAGGGCCAUCCGCAUUUCCCCACGGACUCAUUUCCGCCCCAUUUCUGCAUCGGAGCUGUCACCCGGGGCAGGGAGCGAGUCGGAGUCAGAGAAAGAGGAAGCACACCUCCCCAUCCCGCCCCAGGUGGAAGCCUUCCAGGACCCUCAGGCUGACCUCAAGCCUCUGGAGGAAGACGCAGAGACAGAGGGCCACUACUACGGCAAGUCAGAGCUGGAGUCCGGGAAGUUCCUGCCCAGGCUGAAGAAGUCCGGCAUGGAGAAGAGCGCGCAGACCUCGCUGGAUUCCCAGGAGGAGGUGGCCGGUGGCCUGCCUGUGGGGAAGCGGACCCCAUGCCUGGGCUGCAGCGGGCACGAGACCCUGCAGACAGAGACUGGCUGCAGAGAGCCCACCCAGGGCCAGGGCGAUGCGAGUCCCUUCUGUGGCUGCAGAGCAGGCUGUCCGUUUCCUGUUUGUGAAGACCGUCUGGUGUCCUCGGGGCAGCUGGCCGAGUUCCAGAAGGGGAAGGAGCAGCAAGGGGAGCAAGGCGAGACUCCGCAGCGCACGCCGGCCGCCUCCCUUCACCUUCUCUUUCCUGUGUUGGACACGGACGUGCAGGACACCAGGAGGCCCCAGGAGAACCCGAGCUGGUGGGAGAAGGCCCUCUUCUCCCCUCUCUUCCCCACAUCCGAGUGUGAUGCUCCUGGCCAGGCUCCUGGGCUGCCUCCCGCCCUGCCCUCUGGCUCUCCCCAGGCUCCGGUCCACGUAGAGUACACAGUCGGCCCAGGGUCAGCCUGGAGCGAGUGGCUGAGCCUCAUCGCUGCACCCGGACGCCGGCCGGGGAUCUUGAGGCCGCUGUGCCACGGCUUUAAGAAGCCCCCCAAGUGGCGACCACGCCUCCCCUGCAAGUAUUACCCCCACGACAAGGGAGAGGACGGUCCAGGAGAAUUCCAGGACAUCAAGGACGUGCCCAGUAGCGAGCACCCGCUGGACUUCAAUAGGGUGUCCUCCGUGUAUGAAGCCAGGUGCACCGGGGAGAGGCUCUCGGGCGCCCAGGCCCACGGCUUCCGCAGAAAGAGUUGAGGACAGCUGUCCUGUGAAGACCCCCCCCCGCUGUUAAAUUCUUGGCUCUUUGACGUAGACUAGACUGUGUUGUCCGACCGGAGCGGGCUGCAUGUGCUUGUCUGGGAGCGCCGCUGCUCCCGCCCGCAUCCCGGCAGAUCCGCCCAUGUCUCCACGGCCCGCGCAGCCUCCGCCCGCCCCCGCCCGUCCGGCAGACUCGUGGGCACGUGGCACGUGGCGUGAGCACAGGCCGUGCUUGCGGAGGGCGGAUGCUCGGCUGACGCGGGUGGUGACGCCUGGCUUGUGACUUCUUGCUUCCGGAAGAAGCCGAGGCUGGGCAGCGAGGGGGCUGGGCAGAGGACCUUAGUCGGGAAGGAGGAAGGAGUCCUUUCAGGGAGUGUCAGACCCUCGCUUCCCCCCACCCUGUGCCUCGUUCUGUGUGGACAGUGCCCGGGGAGGGGCGGGCGCACGUGCGCGCUGCCAGCCCAGGCUCUCGAGGUGCCGGCAGUGAGGCCAGGGCCGUAUGCAAAACCCCUCAACGUGCGAGCUCGUUUUCCUGUGCUCCCCACUUGUGGCGUGGGGGUCUUCGCGGGGCAUGCGAGCGGUCUGGGCCGAUUACGGCAGUGGUCCUAGGGGCCCGUGGACCCGCACAGCCAACCUCGAGGGCUGAGAGCAGCCGUCCGUCCGUCCGCUCUGAGCGUGGGGCUGACACACGGAAGAUGGCAUUGGGUCCCGGGCAGGGUCCUUGGCUGCCUCUGUGCAGCAUGUCUUUCGACACUUUACAUGGGCUGUGCGGGCGCGUGCACGCAAGUGUGCGUGCGUGCUUUGGGUUUGUGUUGCUGUUAUUUAUUUACAGACUUCAGAUAAGUUCUAUGUAUUUUUCUUUUUUCUGGAGCUUCCUAAAAAUUGACCAGCCUCUGCACUGAAAGGGAAUUGAACAGCAAAGAGGCCGCUGCUGUGUCAGGCCCAGGACUCCGCUUCUGCGCCCUGGAGACCUGGUUGGUGGCAGAGACACUUGCCAGGCAAGCUCUCAGCGAGGGACUCCGGGCAUGUGCUCUGUGUUGUCCGGGGUCAGUGGCUGAAGCUCGGAGACUCGGCAGCAGAGGUGAAAGUGUGGCUUUUAGUUUGGGGAACAGAUGAAUGACCACAAAGAGAGGGCAUUUAGAAAGUGUGCAAACCGAGCUGUGCGGUGGUAUGCCGAGACCACAUGCCGGCCCCGCAAUACGUCUCUCCAACUUGACCUUCACCAGAGUAACAGAUGUUUGUUUUCUUGUGGAGUUAACACCAAAUAAAAACCUGAAAAACA
Molecule: messenger RNA, 5871 nt
Organism: Echinops telfairi (small Madagascar hedgehog)
Lineage: Eukaryota; Metazoa; Chordata; Mammalia; Afrosoricida; Tenrecidae
Product: KIAA0232 ortholog
Exons: 11
Coding region: 339-4586 (1415 amino acids)
Source: RefSeq, a predicted model, not a curated record